Messenger RNA from Vollenhovia emeryi, 720 nucleotides. RefSeq lists its product as uncharacterized. The coding region runs from base 1 to 720 and encodes 239 amino acids. Lineage: Eukaryota; Metazoa; Arthropoda; Insecta; Hymenoptera; Formicidae. Gene Ontology annotation, molecular function: nucleic acid binding. The transcript has a single exon. The record is from RefSeq and is a predicted model, not a curated record.
AUGUUUUCGGACAACGGUACUACAUUUGUAGGCGCCGAUCGCGAGUUGUCGUCCGCCUAUCGAUCCGCUCUGCGGGACCCGGAGUUCCUGAACCGAAUCGCCAGUGACAACGUCAACUGGCAGUUUAUUCCGCCUUCCGCUCCCCAUUUCGGAGGACUCUGGGAGGCCGGCGUGAAAAGCGUCAAGCAUCAUUUGAAUCGCGUUCUCGGCUCUCACACGCUGUCGUUUGAAGAGAUGACUACCCUCCUAUGCCAAAUCGAGGCGUGCCUUAAUUCGCGACCGAUUGCGCCUUUGUCCGACUCGUACGACGACUAUCAAUUCCUCACGCCUGGACAUUUUCUUAUCGGUUCGUCCAUUACCGUUGCACCUGAGCCGUCGGUUCUAAACCUCCAAACGAAUCGUCUUUCCCGCUGGCAAAUGGUCCGCCAGAUCUCGGAACGCUUUUGGAGGCUGUGGUCUGACGACUACGUCAACACCCUCCAACAGCGUGACAAAUGGCGUAAACCAAUGCCUGGCGUGUCAGUGGGACGACUCGUGUUUCUCCGCAAUCCACUCCUUCCGCCAUGCAAGUGGGAGCUCGGCCGUAUAACCCGAUUGCAUCCAGGGCCUGACGGCCUAACCCGAGUAGUCACAGUGAAAACCGCCGCUUCGGAGUUCGUUCGCCCGAUAGGAAAAAUUUGUGUCCUACCGGUCGGGGGCUCUGAGGACGGCGUCGAGUGA